UUGUCCGCGGGUCAGGUGAAAACCGAGAAAAAGCGGGGGAACCGGAGAGGUAGUAGCGAGAACGAACUGUGUAAAAUUGUAUGCCAGAGACAUAGAUCAAUCCAAAGCGAUGGUGAUGAAGGGAGGAGCAAUGUUCGCGAGUUGGACUCAGAGCAGCAACAACAACGUUGUGUUGUUGUCGUUGUUGUUGAUGUUGGUGGUUCUGUUCGGAGAUCUGGAUGUUGCGAAUGGGAAGUUGAGGCAUCAUAUGAACUACUAUGAUAUUGAAGAUUAUAAUGACCAUCCGUGCAAACGCCCCUGUUUGGAUGGAGAAUCUCCAAUGACGUGUGACUUCGACUUCCUGGUUGAACAUUACCACACCCUCACCAAAGCCUGUUAUGACUGCCCGCACAACGAGACGGCCUGUGCCCUCCCGCACUGUGUACCAGCAGACGGCGGACUCCGAGGGCUCAUUGUCGUCAACAGAAAGUUGCCAGGACCCGCCAUCCACGUACGUUGCUGGUUGUGCGUUUUUAAAGAAUUGCUGCCGCAGCACUGCAACAGGGAACUGUGGAAAGGAGCCAUUGGGGUUAAAGGCAAAGGUAUCUACAUGACCAUAAUGGACCCAGUCACUGGCAAGAACAGCACGACUCCAAGAGAAGAGUUUCUCUUGAAACCAGGGAAGAGGUAUCGCUUUCGUUUUGUGAGCAACGGCAUUCUGAACUGUCCAAUCAGAAUCUCCAUAGACAGACACGUGAUGGAAAUCAUCGCAAGCGAUGGGUAUCCGGUUGAGUCAUUUGAUGUGGAGUCCUUUGACAUAUUCCCAGGAGAGAGGUAUGACUUUAUUCUGACGACAAACCAGCCUGUUGGGAACUACUUACUUCGAGUACAAGGCCUAGCGGACUGUGGGGUGGAGUUCAAAAACGCCCAUCAGACGGCCAUCCUGCAGUACGAGGGGGCUGAAAGGGAUGUGGGAUACAACCCCCCGGCACCAGAGCUCCUAGGCACGAUCGAACCCCGGAACAAGAGACUCCUGACCCCACAGAUGAACCACAUCUCCAUGAUGCUCCCACCCGCCCCCGCCCUCACACAGAUGGGAGACAUUCCAAAGGAGAUGUUCUGCAAUAAUGACACGAUGACGCUGAACUGUACUGAAGAGUUCUGUGAAUGCAUUCACGUGCUUAAGGUGGACCUUGAUGACGUGGUGGAAAUCCUCCUAGUGGAUGAGGGUCACCCGUGGAACGCUAACCACCCAACACAUAUGCACGGUCACGGGUUCCGAGUCGUAGCUAUGGAUAAGCUUCUGAAAUGUCUCGGAUAUUCGAAGCCUGCAGUAGAGGUGGAAUUUGUGUUUAGUGGCAUGUGGUUUCUCCACUGCCAUAUAGAGUACCAUGUGGAAAUCGGAAUGGGACUACUUUUCCAAGUUGGUGACGUGUCGCAGUUCCCCCCGACUCCUCCGCGUUUUCCGACAUGCGGAAAUUGGGAACCGGGCGAGGCCGAAGAUAUAACAGGCGACGUCCCGAGUCCGGAAGGAGGAAAUGGCGCGCAAAGUGUCAACGUUUUAACGGGCUCGUGGUUCUGCUUGCUGUUUCUUCUGCCCUUCAUGCAUUACAUGUUCAUCAAAGUUUCAACGAUAUCUUGCUGA
Aplysia californica (California sea hare) is the source of this 1624-nucleotide messenger RNA. RefSeq names its product laccase-2-like. The transcript is spliced from 10 exons. The coding region runs from base 110 to 1624 and encodes 504 amino acids. Gene Ontology annotation, cellular component: plasma membrane. The record is from RefSeq and is a predicted model, not a curated record. Gene Ontology annotation, molecular function: copper ion binding; oxidoreductase activity. Lineage: Eukaryota; Metazoa; Mollusca; Gastropoda; Aplysiida; Aplysiidae. Gene Ontology annotation, biological process: iron ion transport.